UCUUCUCUCGUCUUGUCGUAGUAACAGCGCAGGCAGAAGAAGCUAGGUAGCAAACCUCGGGCGGUGAGCAUGGAGGGGGACGGGAGGAAGGAGGGCGAGACGCCGGCGGCGGCGGUGAGAGGCGUGGCGUCGUUCGGGGCGUCCGUGCAGGAGUGGGGGCAGCACAUGAAGGCCAGCGUGGUGGGCGUGUGGCGGAAGGCGACGGCGAGGAGCGAGCAGGAGGCGGCGGAGGCGGACCUGCGCGCGGCCAAGGAGCAGGUGGAGGCCACCGACGAGGCCGAGGCCAAGAAGAAGCGCCUCGCCGGCUGAUCCAGGUCACCACGGCGCAGAUAGCCCGUUUUUCAAUCCAUCGCUUUCGCCUGCUCUGCUCCGUCAUCUGGGCUUUUUCUUUCUUCCAAUCUGCUGUCUGUAGCCCUUCCUUCCACUUUGUAGUAGAGUGGACGUGUAGUUGUUUUACCCCUGAUAAGACUAGUUUUAUACUCCUUCCGUCCGAAAAAGUUUGUCAAGUUUCUUCGGACGGAGGGAGUACAUGUGUAUAUCUGAAACUGCAGCAUGUAUGUAUUGAUGAUCCAGGCCAAUCUCAACAGCCGUUCUACUGUAUGUCACGCACCUUCAGAAUUCAGAUGCAGAAAUAGUAACUGAAAUUUCUGCAUGUAAUGCUCAUGUUGCAUGUAAUACUGUCUAGCCGGGGUACUUUCUGACUAAACCAAGCCAGUAGGGCAUAUAUCAGUGCAGAUUAUUUCAGAAAGUACCUAGGCUGAUAACACUGUAUCUAUUUCAGAAGUAAACAACAGGAUAACAGAUCAUGAA
Messenger RNA from Triticum dicoccoides, 810 nucleotides. RefSeq lists its product as uncharacterized. The transcript has a single exon. Lineage: Eukaryota; Viridiplantae; Streptophyta; Magnoliopsida; Poales; Poaceae. The record is from RefSeq and is a predicted model, not a curated record. Bases 70 to 309 code for a protein of 79 amino acids.